Zophobas morio is the source of this 2493-nucleotide messenger RNA. It is a transcript of the gene PGAP5, whose product is annotated as metallophosphoesterase 1. Gene Ontology annotation, molecular function: hydrolase activity. The transcript has 5 exons. The record is from RefSeq and is a predicted model, not a curated record. Gene Ontology annotation, biological process: GPI anchor biosynthetic process. The coding region runs from base 22 to 1155 and encodes 377 amino acids. Lineage: Eukaryota; Metazoa; Arthropoda; Insecta; Coleoptera; Tenebrionidae.
UUUGACAGUUCAGUAAACAGAAUGCGCUCAAAUGUGGGCUUUUAUCUGAAAACACUUUUCGGUAUUAUUUGUUUAUUUUUGUAUUGUGAAUACGUAGUUUAUUACGUUGUUCUGCAAAACUGUGACUGGCCGGAGCUAGAUCCCAAAAAUGAAGACCCUACCGUCGAACAAACUGAAAACAAGCCCGUUAAAGUUAUGGUUCUUGCAGACACACACUUAUUGGGAUCGAGAAAUGGUCAUUGGUUUGAUAAGCUGAGGAGAGAGUGGCAAAUGCAUAGAGCUUUUCAAACGGCUAUAAAUCUGCUUCAGCCUGAGUUAGUUUUUGUUUUGGGAGAUCUGACUGAUGAGGGGCUUUACUGUAGUAAUGUGGAAUUUGAUUAUUACGUGAAGAGAUUUUAUAGUUUGUUUGCUGUACCAGAAACAACGAAAUUAUAUGUAGCUGUGGGUAACCAUGAUAUUGGUUUUCACUACAGAAUAAGUCCAUAUUUAAAUCAACGAUUUGUGUCAGCUUUUAAUGCUCCUGCUGUACAAAUGAUUACAGUACGUGGGAAUCAUUUCAUAUUAGUUAACAGUAUGGCGUUGGAAGGUGAUGGGUGUUUUUUAUGUAAACCAGCUGAACAACAGCUGACAAGAAUCGAAAGGAUUUUGCAGUGUAGUAGAGGAGCAUACAGUGGUAAAUGUGAUUCUAAAACCAAACUUGAUAUUUACAGCAAACCUAUUCUUAUGCAGCAUUAUCCACUGUAUAGACAGUCAGACAUGGAAUGUAGUGAUUUUGACUCAGCCCCACAUCCAAUUAAACAAGAACGUUUUCGCGAACGUUGGGAGUGUUUAAGUCAAGAAGCUACAACACAGCUCUUGAAUCAAAUUAAGCCCAGGUUGGCGUUGUCUGGUCACACCCAUCAUGGAUGUACAAGACUGCUGCCCACUGGUGAUGGAAUAGAAAUUACCAUUCCUAGUUUCAGUUGGAGAAAUAAAGAUAAUCCAAAUUUUGGUCUCGGAGUUUUCACGCCAAACAACUACGCAUUUAUGAAAUGUGAGAUGCCAAAAGAAAGCACUGUCAUUACAAUGUACAUGUUGGGCAUUUCAUUGUUAUUAUUGUGGUUGAUAUACUCAGUCUGCACAAGAACAAGGAGGUAUAAAUACAAAUUGCGCUGACGUUUUUGACCCCUGUGGGGUUAAGUUUGAGUGAUUAUCAAUUAAUUGAUGUCUCAAAACGUGACCACUGAAAAUAAUUGAUCUCUGAAUUUUUCUCAUUAAAACAGACCAAACAUUAUAUCAUUAGUAUUUGAUUGUAGGUUUUAAAACUAUGGUGAGUAUGGGAACAGCUGCAUAGAUUUUGAGCAUAUUGGAAAUUUGAUUUGUUGUAAAAACUGAUAUUUUUUGUGUUAUUAAAUGUGUUAAAUGAAUCACAUAUUUACCAAAACAUUUUUAUUUAUGAUUUUUUAUUGAGGGUCCAGCUUUAUAAGCUAAAACAUGUUAUACAAGCAAUAUCUUAAUUAUGACUGGCAAUAAAAUCACACUGUAAAACAGAAAAGUGUCGUAACAUGUGACGUUACAAGAGUUUAUACAAAACAUUCAUGGGAAUAAAAUUACGGUGCUCGAAAAAUGUAAGGUUAUUUCUGUUUCUAACGGAUCACGUGGCAUUGACAGCUCACAGAAUGAUGUGAUAAGUCAGUAAUACCACCUGUACAGUUGGUAUCAUAGCCAGUUUUAAUUCGUAGUAUUUUAAAUUGAAUGGUCACACAAUAUUGUACCAAUUGUCGUAACUUGAUGUCCCUCUACCUGUGAUUGUAUAUUACCUAUCUUCGCUGUUACACAAAAAAAAAUGCUCAUAGUUUGAUAUUCUUUACUUGGGCUUCCAUGCUUCACUGUUUCAUUUUGUUUAUUUUAUUUGUUUUGAUGAAAAUGUUGAAGAAUCUGAAUCUCAGGGAUAGAUAUUUGAUUUUCGAUUUCGGUUUAUAGAUAUUUAUUUUAAUUCGAAACUGUCUGUCUUGGAAAUGCAAACAUUAAAAUAUUUUAAAGUUUUAAGUAACUGUGAAUAGGUAUCUUUGUAAUGUUAAACAAGUAACUCCCUAAAGAAGACUUCUUCAUUAUUUGAUGUAAUAAGUAUGAUUUGGCAAUUACAACCAUGGAUUUUUCUGCAUACUACUAACUGCAUUCAAUUAUUACAACCAUGUGCCAAAAUUAAAGCAAUCUUGCGGAUUUUUUGAGGAGUAUUAAAUAUCUGCUUGCGAAUUUAAUAACUUAAUUUAACAUAUAUAAAAUGGCUAUAUAUAAAUGGCAUACUUUAUAAAGUUUACAAAAAAUAUGUAUAUGUACUUAUAUCUGUGUAAAAACAUGUUUUCUUAUGACUUUUUAAAGUACCUACUGGGAGGCUUUUUUGAGAAAUUUACUUGUAAUAUCGUUGUAAAUAUGUACGUAUAUGUAAUAUAACUGUAUAGCUGUGUAAAUGUGUCAUAUAGCAUUUUAAUUAAUAAAAUAACCACAACAUAA